UACAGUUUUUCAGAGGGAACAAAAAUCUGAUUCGGAAAUUGGUUUCGCUGGUCGUUUUGGUUCAGUCUCGACUAGCUGGUUUAUUCCGGUUGUGAAUAAUCCUAUAUUAAUAGGACCGGCGAAGCAGAAGCAGAUUCUUGUUAGGAAAACAAACCCUAAAAUCUGCCAUGGAUAAGGAGAGAUAUUCCAGGAGCCACCGUGACGAUCGUGAUCGAGAUUCAAGCCCCGACCAUUCUCCACAACGUGAAGGCGGUCGCCGCCGUGACCACGACGGUGAUUCCAAGCGUCGUGAUUCAGAUCACUACCGUUCAUCGAGGCGCGACGAUAGGGAAGAUGAGAGAGAUAGGACCAAGGAUAGAACUCGGGGCAGAGGGGGAUCUGUAGAUCGAGGCGAGAGAGAAGGGAGUAGAGAUAGGGAAAAGCAUCACCAUGAGAGGUCUCACGAAGGAAGUAAAGAGAAAGAAUCGAGGAGCAAGAGGAAAGAGAGAGACGAAGAGAAUGGGGCUAGGGAUGGGAAGAAGAAAUCUAGGUUUUCUGAUGGGAAUGCUGAGAGGAGGAGCAGGUUUGAGGAUGUGGCCAUGGAAGUUGAGAACAAAAAUGGUCAAGUCUCUGUGUCUUCUUCUGGGGCUAUGAAUCCAACCAACGGCGUCACGAUUGGCGCUUCUUCAUAUGGUUCUGUUGCAUCGGAAGCUUCUAUGGCCCCUAGUCAAACACUGCUCACUAAGGUAUCUUCGAUAUCUACAACGGAUGAAAAUAAGGGUAGUAUUGUCAGAUCUCAUGAGGUUCCUGGAAAAUCUAGUACAGAUGGAAGACCAUUGUCAACAGCUGGGAAAAGUAGUGCAAACUUGUCUCUUGAUUCAGCAGCGUUAGCUAAAGCUCAGAAAGCACUGCAGCUGCAAAAGGGAUUGGCUGAAAAAUUGAAGAACCUUCCUUUGCUGAAGAAGGUUACUAAGCCAACUUCAGAAGGUAGCCCACAUACCAGAGUGCCAUCACCCGCUACCACUCCUGCUGCCUCUACAGGCACAUCUUCUGCUUCAGCAGUACCACAUACUGGCCUUGCUGGCCUUGGAAGUAUUUCCAACAUUCAAGCUGUUAGGCGAGCCCAGGAGCUGGCAGCUAGCAUGGGAUUUCAUCAGGAUCCCAUGUUUGCUCCCGUUAUCAACCUAUUUCCAGGGCAGGCACCCUCAGAUACGGCUGAUGCACAGAGACCGGAAAAGCCCCCUGUUCUGCGCGUGGAUGCACUAGGAAGGGAAAUAGAUGAACACGGAAAUGUGAUUAGUGUGACUAAACCAAGCAAUCUUAGUACAUUGAAGGUUAACAUAAACAAACGGAAGAAAGAUGCUUUUCAGAUUCUUAAACCUCAACUGGAAGCAGAUCUAAAAGAAAACCCCCAUUUUGACACAAGGAUGGGUAUUGAUGAAAAAAAGAUUCUGAGACCUAAACGUAUGAGUUUCCAGUUUGUGGAGGAAGGUAAAUGGACAAGAGAUGCUGAGAAUUUGAAGUUUAAGAGUCAUUUUGGUGAAGCAAAAGCGAAAGAGCUGAAGGUGAAGCAAGCACAACUGGCAAAGGCAACGGAUGAUAUAAAUCCAAAUUUGAUAGAGGUAUCCGAACGUGUCCCGAGAAAAGAAAAACCCAAGGAGCCAAUUCCAGAUACUGAGUGGUGGGAUGCAAAUGUCCUCAUCAAUGGCGAAUACGGUGACAUAGCUGAUGGCACCAUAACUGAAAGCCAUCUGAAGAUAGAAAAACUUACUCAUUACAUUGAGCAUCCGCGUCCCAUAGAGCCACCUGCAGAGGCAGCGCCUCCACCACCCCAACCUCUUAAACUGACAAAGAAGGAACAGAAGAAACUUCGAACCCAGAGGCGUCUAGCAAAAGAAAAGGAGAAACAGGAGAUGAUCAGGCAAGGGCUGCUGGAACCACCAAAGGCAAAGGUGAAGAUGAGUAACUUAAUGAAGGUUCUUGGGUCUGAAGCGACCCAAGACCCAACCAAGCUUGAAAAAGAGAUCCGCACAGCAGCUGCGGAGCGUGAACAGGCACAUACGGACAGGAAUGCCGCCCGGAAGCUAACCCCUGCAGAGAAACGUGAGAAGAAAGAGAGGAAGCUUUUCGAUGAUCCAACAACGGUUGAGACAAUUGUGUCGGUGUACAAGAUCAAAAAGCUAUCGCAUCCUAAAACAAGAUUCAAAGUGGAGAUGAAUGCAAGAGAGAACAGAUUAACAGGGUGUAGUGUGAUGACGGAGGGAAUGAGUGUGGUUGUGGUUGAGGGCAAGAGCAAAGCGAUAAAGAGAUACGGAAAGCUGAUGCUGAAGCGAAUAAACUGGCAAGAGGCAGAGAAGAAGGAUGAGAACGAAGAUGAGGAAGAAGAAGAAGUGAAUGGCGGAAACAAAUGUUGGUUGGUUUGGCAAGGAAGUAUUGGGAAACCGAGUUUUCAUAGGUUUCAUGUACACGAUUGUGUGACGGAAUCCACUGCCAAGAAAGUUUUCAUGGAUGCUGGUGUUGUUCACUACUGGGAUCUUGCUGUCAAUUACUCAGACGACUAAAUCCUCUUCCUCAUAUCAUCAUCAUCACACCUUGAAAUGCUUUAACUAUUUGCACAUGUUAUUGCACUUGUUUGAACAUAUAUUCCCCUUGCUUGUUCUGUUGUCGGUAUUUUAGUUUUGAACAAGAAUGAUCUGUUUUGGCUGAUGAUUGAUGCAACAUGAAUUAUCUGAAAUCUGAUUCACA
Messenger RNA from Arabidopsis lyrata subsp. lyrata, 2724 nucleotides. Its product is annotated as protein RDM16. NCBI's taxonomy places the organism in Eukaryota, Viridiplantae, Streptophyta, Magnoliopsida, Brassicales, Brassicaceae. Gene Ontology annotation, cellular component: U4/U6 x U5 tri-snRNP complex. The coding region runs from base 168 to 2540 and encodes 790 amino acids. The transcript has 6 exons. The record is from RefSeq and is a predicted model, not a curated record. Gene Ontology annotation, biological process: mRNA splicing, via spliceosome.